AUGUGUCAUCUGAAAGCGUGGGAGUGUGGAUUUUGGCUCGAGGAGAAAAGCAGUGACCCUGAUUCUGAGUCUUACCGAUCGUUUAUGCCUGGACUGCGGCAAUUAUCGAACGACAUAAAGAUAGGCUUGGCCAAGGUCCUCUUCGGCGGCCAACCCCUCUCGCCGAACCUAGGAGCCUACGAGGGAACACGCCUGCAUGCCCAGCCUGGACAUGUCAUAGGGCUGAGAUCCUCGGAGAGUAAGAUUGUGUCGCCUGCUAACUCACUCUACCCAGGGGAUAGCAUCCUCCCGAUUGUUGUUACCUGGCACCUUACCAACACGUUUGGGCAUCAUUCAACCUUGAGAAUGACCCUAUAUCAGAUUCCCACGGAAUCCUUUGAUGAGGUCAGGACUGUGCUCACGUCCAAGCUCAGUAAAAUUUGUAGAAGAUCACUAGGCUUCGAUGGCACCUUUCAGGUGUGCGGAGGUCGGUAUCAAGGUCUAGCUGUCGAGGCAAACGCCAUCUCCGUCUUGAGCUUGCAGCUCGUCCCCUUGGCCAUACCUUGGCCGAGUCUCCGCGCUGUCAUCUGGGCAUGGUGUCUCACGGUGGAAGGAGCUCUUCGUGCAUGGCGGGUGUCGACGUCGGGUUCGCUGAUCAAGAUCCUACGCGCAACCACCACCGCCAUUCCCAACAGAACGGUGUAUCUGUGCGUUCUGGGUGUUACACGGCAGCCGUCACUUGGAGGAGGUUAUCGCAACUGCGAGCGAGCUUCUGUCAUGGAGAACGAGAGGCCAUACGCAUACACACACACGUCGAUAAAGGAGGGCGGCAACUGGUCAGUCGCCUACUCUCGCCUGUUGCCGGAUGCCUACAACGGUAUCAACUUUCAACUGCCUUUCCCGGAUCCGCCGCCUUUCGAGAAUCCCGUUCAUUCUAGCCAGGUGGGGUUCGUCUGGCUGUUCUGGAAUGUCCCGAAUAUGACGUACAAGUGCAUCCCAAACGCGAUCACCGCCGCAAUUGAGAGGAAGCUCGACUGGCGAGGCGGGACCGCCGGGGUGAGCUCACGGAGACUUCUUGUCGUCGGAGACUUGGUCGCGGACGCAGACGCUUACUUGAUUUGGGACUUUGGUCUCCGUACCCCACGUUCCCAUCCUACGGGGAGGCAGAAACAUGAGCAUGAAGGCAACCUCACCAGGUCAGCCUUCCCGAGAACGAAAACAUCAGGUUGCAAGAUCUGCCAUGGCCGGAGGGAUGAGAAUAAGGAUUUGAUCCUCAAGCUCAAUCUCAGUAAUCGAGCUGACGCCAACAAGAACCCCCUAGUUCCCGUGCCUCGGCCGUGCGGCCGCACGCACCGCCACACCCCCCGGAAGCUUGAUGGAUCGUCUUCGGGUUGCGAUGCGAUGGAGCCUCAGGGGUACGAAUACUGA
Molecule: messenger RNA, 1407 nt
Organism: Colletotrichum lupini
Lineage: Eukaryota; Fungi; Ascomycota; Sordariomycetes; Glomerellales; Glomerellaceae
Exons: 12
Coding region: 1-1407 (468 amino acids)
Source: RefSeq, a predicted model, not a curated record